Messenger RNA from Scaptodrosophila lebanonensis, 712 nucleotides. RefSeq lists its product as uncharacterized. Bases 56 to 640 code for a protein of 194 amino acids. NCBI's taxonomy places the organism in Eukaryota, Metazoa, Arthropoda, Insecta, Diptera, Drosophilidae. The record is from RefSeq and is a predicted model, not a curated record. The transcript is spliced from 3 exons.
GGCUAAAGCAUUACACGAACUACACAAAAACAAACGAAAUACUACGAUAAAUGAAAUGGAGGAAAGUGAAAGUGUAAUAGAGCGGCGGGAGUCGCUUAGAAGUAUUGUGUCAAGACGGGUUAGUUCAAUACGCGAACGGAUAACCGAACACCCACGAAAGUCCACAAUAACUAAAGUAGUAUUUGGGAUUCCUAAUGUGGACCCAAACCGCCAGAAUAGCCAAUUUUUCAGCCGCAGCAAGGAGGAUCUAUUGUUCCGCAGGACCUCUAAAAAUGACACCUACAACAGAGAAACGCGUAUUUUGAAUGUUGAGCAAGAUAAAUACCUUCCGGAUGACACAAACGAUGCUGCUAGUCUCCAACCGAGCUACAGCAAAUUCAAAAUACCAUUUGAUAUAGUAUGUCUUGACCGCUAUAACGGAACUUGCCGUAAAUAUGAGAAGCAAUUUCGGCAUGAAAUCGAUGAGUUAAUCAAUUAUCAGAUUUCGGCCGGAGAGGCCUGUCAUUUUGUCCGCAUCAUCUCUUACACCACUUUCUGGCCGCCUUACCAUAACUUAACGGAGCUUAAUACCACGAGCAAAUAUUUCUACAAGCUGACCAAGAAGGAGAAGGAACGUCUGGGCAAAAUAAUGGGAAGCUAAAAGAAAAUAUCAUAAUGCAUGUAUAGCUUUGCAAAGCAAUGUAAAAAUAAAAAAAAGUUGGCAAUUAGAAAA